This is a messenger RNA of Arabidopsis thaliana (thale cress), 1756 nucleotides long. It is a transcript of the gene ORP4B, whose product is annotated as OSBP(oxysterol binding protein)-related protein 4B. The coding region runs from base 212 to 1015 and encodes 267 amino acids. The record is from RefSeq and is marked reviewed. Gene Ontology annotation, molecular function: lipid binding. The transcript is spliced from 5 exons. Lineage: Eukaryota; Viridiplantae; Streptophyta; Magnoliopsida; Brassicales; Brassicaceae.
AUCUCUCUCUGUUUGCAUUGUUUAUAUAUAAUAUGAUCGGAGCCAAAAGGUAGAGAACUAUCACUUCGGCUAAUUGUGAUGAAGAGUGUUUUAAAUCAUUAGUUUUUGAGGUUUUCAGAUUCGUUUCAUACAUUGAACUCACUGGUUCUUUGUCAAAAGAAACUAUCAUAAAAAAGAUUCAGAAAUAGCGUUUCCUUCAACAGCUUCUCAAAUGGCAGAAGAAGAAAUGAGAAAGCACCUUGUGCUGGCCAAACCUUUUUCGUUGGAAGAUGAAAAAGAUUCUGAACACACUGCUUCGAAUGUCAUCCGCAAGAUCCUCAGCCUCUUUAAGACCGUACGCCCAGGAUCUGAUCUCACCAAUUUUCAGCUGCCACCUCAGCUGAACCUACCAAGAUCACAACUCCAAUGUUACGGCGAGAUGGUCUACAGCUUCGUCGGUCAGGAUCUGCUUGGGGAAUGCAGCCGCCGUGAUCUUCCCAUUGAACGGCUCAAAUCAGUGGUGACGUGGAACAUCUCCACACUCCGUCCGGUGGUCUUUGGCAUGUCUCCGUACAACUCCGUUCUCGGCGAGACUCACCACGUAUCGAACGGUCACAUCAACGUCAUCGCCGAACAAGUAGUGCAUCAUCCUCCGGUUUCCGCUCUUCAUGCGACUCACGAACAAGAAAAUAUCGACGUGACAUGGUGUCAAUAUUUCACUCCUAAAUUUCGUGGUACUCACGUGGACGUUGAGGUAAAGGGUAAAAGGGUAAUGAAGCUUCUGAAUCAUAUAGAGACUUAUGAGAUGGACCAACCGAGACUAAUAAUGAGAUUCUUACCGGCGCCGGGAGCUUACUGGGCCGGAAAAGUGAAAAUAAAGUGUCCGGAGACUGAUCUCGAAGCUGAGUUACAUUUGAUCUCCGAUUCAUUCAUUGAAAGAUUCAGAGGCAACAACAACAGAUCAAUAAAAGGAAAGAUCUUUGAAUCUUCCUCUGGUAAUCAGCUCUACAACAUUUUUGGCCAUUGGGACAGGUAAAAAACAUAGUCGUUAUUACAGCUCUUAAAAACCAUCAUUAGCUUUGAAUGAUGUGAUACGCCUCCCAUAAAUAUGUUUCAGAACGGUAAUGGCGAAAAAUAUAAAGACUGGUGAGCUCGAGGUCAUUUACAAUGCCAAGGAGAAUAUCACAGGACUCAAACCUCCAACAGUCAAGAACCUGGAGGAGGUAACGGAGAGCGAGUCGACAAUGGUGUGGAGUGAAGUAAGUGAAGGAAUACUGAAGAAAGAUUGGGAAAGAGCAAGAGAAGCUAAGAUAGUUGUGGAGGAGAAGCAGAGAGCGUCUUUAAAACAGAGAGAGGCUUCUGGUGAGUCAUGGGUUCCCAAACAUUUCUUAGUGGUCAAAGACGGUAAAGACUGGGAUUGUUCACCGCUACAGCCUACGGUUCCUCCGGCGCCACUCGUCAUCACAUAGGAGCAAGGACGAAUCAUUCACCGGUUUCAAGAUUCCAAAACUCUAUGUUGAUAAUUAUAGGUUUUGAAAUUAUAAAUAAAUAGAAAAAUAGGUUGAUACUUGAUAAUGACAUAUCCGUCAAUAAGUAUUAAAGAUGAAUGAUGUUUUUUGUCAAUUCAUUUGAGGUUGAAUGUGUGAGUGAUACGUCAGGCUUUUGAGAAAAAGAGUUCUUAAAUACUAUAUGUCUAUAUGAGAUUUUUCACCUAUGUAAUAACAGAAAAUAUUUUGUUUUUCCUCUACAAAAUUAUUUAUAAUCCAUUAAAUUUGAA